Haliotis rubra (blacklip abalone) is the source of this 5971-nucleotide messenger RNA. RefSeq names its product sushi, von Willebrand factor type A, EGF and pentraxin domain-containing protein 1-like. Gene Ontology annotation, molecular function: calcium ion binding. The transcript is spliced from 38 exons. The record is from RefSeq and is a predicted model, not a curated record. Lineage: Eukaryota; Metazoa; Mollusca; Gastropoda; Lepetellida; Haliotidae. Gene Ontology annotation, biological process: heterophilic cell-cell adhesion; establishment or maintenance of epithelial cell apical/basal polarity. Bases 14 to 5878 code for a protein of 1954 amino acids. Gene Ontology annotation, cellular component: protein-containing complex; plasma membrane.
GGUGUUUUCUACAAUGCCUCGAGCUGUCUCUGAUACCUGCUGUGAGCUGAGUGUGAAGACCUGCCCCCAGGAAGUGGGCGAUACUACCGUACCUUCGAUUCCCAACCUUGGUGGAACCCUGUAUGCAACAGUAACUCCCCAGCGUCUACACUCCCCUCUGUACCCUGUGUACUAUUUGGCAGAGGCUACCAUGGCGUGGACCAUCAUAGCAACUAGCAGAAGAGUUGUCUCCCUUGAGUUUCUGGAUAUUGACCUAGCCGAAGGCGACACUGUGGCAGUACUGGAUGGCGAUGGUCCUUCAUCUCCCACUGUCGCCAUCGUUACACAGGGUUCCCAGCACAGCACACUUAUCUCCACUGGGACCUCAUUUUAUGUUCUGUUCAAGACGUCAGAGAUAAGCACAACCAAGAGAGGAUUCCUUUUGUCGUAUCAGUCAGGUUGUGACUUGGAAAUCUCCGCGACCUCUGGCACGAUAUCCUCUCCAGGAUACUCAACCGGACAAUAUCCAAGCAUCCUUAGUUGUUCCUGGCUUCUGAAAGUCUCCACACCCCUCAGACUCACCUUCAAAUCUAACUUCGGAAUAGAGAAUGGAAAGGAUUUUUUACGGGUGUAUAAAGCAAAUGAUGUGUCUGGAACCCCAGUGCAUUCUGGGUCAGGGUUCACAGGGUCAGUGUCACCAGGUCAGAUUGACACAGAAGAUGGUAGUCUGUACGUCGAUCUGUACACCAGUGCUACAGGGACGGAUGUAGGAUUCACAGCUGAUUUCACUGCAGGAUGUCCACUGAUCAUAGACUCAACACUUGAAAUUCAGCCACCAAAUUACCCACGUUACCAUGGAGAUAAGAUAACUGUUUUCUGUAAGGUGGGAUACAUCUUUUCGACGGAUGAGUUGUCAGCUCGGAACAGCAUACUGCUGACAUGUUCUGAGGGGAAGUGGAGUAUGGACCCACUCCCAACAUGCUCACGGGUGUUCUGUGGUUCACCUCCCAGUAUCAACAACGGUGCCCUGGUGAUCGUGACAGGCUUGUAUGGCGGCGACACUGCAACGUACACCUGCAACACCGGCUACUCCACCACACAGCAGCAGACCAUCACCUGUCUCAGUAAUGGACAAUGGGCAACACCACCAACAUGUUCAGCUCCGACUUGUGCUCCUCUACCUACAAUUUUGAAUGGGAACUUUGUUACGCUGAAGGGCAAUGGCUUUGACCACGGCUCUGUGGUUCGGUACAACUGUAUUGUUGGGUACGACAUCAUCGGAGUGGAUACCCUCACCUGCACACAAGGGGUAUGGUCAGGACAAAGACCUCUCUGUGCAAAGGUCAAGUGCGGCCUUCCUUUCAUCGAACAUGCUUCCUUGUCCCCGAGUUCAGGGGUCAAUGUCAACGAAGAUGUGACAGUUUCCUGUGAUUCUGAAUACCGGUUGUCAGGACAACAAACGUUCAAGUGCGGAAUUGACACGCCACCAAAGUGUAUCAACAUUGAUGAGUGUACCGAGGGGACCUCUGGAUGUUCUCAAGUAUGCACAGACAAGGAUGGUGGGUUCACGUGUUCAUGUAAUGAAGGCUAUCGGUCAAUCAGCGUUGGGUCUGCUGUCUGUGAGGAUAUAAACGAGUGCAAUUACAGCAAUGGUGGCUGUACAAACACAUGUGAGAACUUCCCCGGGGGCUAUCGCUGUACCUGCCCCACGGGCUACCAGCUGUACACCUACAAUGGACUGGGGGGGAUCUUGAUCCCCAUCGGAGAGACUGGAGACAAACCCUGGAACUUGUACCAUAUCAACCACACCUGUAUCAAACAGACAUGCCCUGCUCCAGCAUUGACAAUCACCAAUGGUAAAGUGACGACCAAACAGACAUCCUUCAGUUUCGGGGACCAGGUCACCUACAUCUGUGACAUUGGCUACAUCCUCCAGGGGCAGGGAACUCUGCAGUGUUUCAGCGGCAACACGUGGAGUGCUCCUGCUCCAGUAUGUGUUGAGGCAACCUGUCCCCAGCUGAUCAUUCCCCAGGGUUCAGCCAACACUCCAACAGUUUCUCCCCAAAGUAGCAUUUCGUAUCUUUCCUACUUCACGCUCACCUGUUCCUUGUCCGGAGGUGGCUCGACAACAGAGGAGCGGCCAUGUUACUACAACAAGCAGUCCAACACCUACCAGGUGUCCUCCACCUCCCUCACAUGUCAGAGAGCCGAAUGCGGUAAGCCCCCUCUCAUUUCGGGGUCGACCUCUUAUACCACUUCCUGCACCAAGACUGGCUGCCAGUUUCUGUUUGAGUGCAAGUCUCCACUGUUCACCCGUGAAGGUACCAGCUCCUCAAACGAUUUCUAUGUGCGAUGUGGCUCUGAUGGACAAUGGGACUUCAACAACCUUCGAUGUUCAGGCCCAACGUGUACGGAUCCUGGCACCCCACCUGGUGCACAGCAGGUGGCGACGUCAUACGAAGAAUACAGCUUGGUGUAUUACCGCUGUGAUCGAGAGCUUGCAGGCUUCUUACCCACCAACCCGUACCCCCUUGAAUGUGUCUACAACUAUCAAAAUGGCAGUCUACAGUGGAAUGCAACUAUGCCUACCUGCACAGAUCAGGAGCGACCUUUCUUUUACAACUGCCCGUCCAGCGAGAGGUCAGUCAGGCGGUUCAACCCUCUGCCCAUUAUUGACCCCAAUCCACAGGAUAACAGUAACCUACUGCUAAGGCGGAGUGUGUCACCAGCCAACUUUCGGGGAAACCAGACUCUCAUUGCUUCUGAUACGCAGGUGCUGUACGGAGCUGAGGACUACGCAGGGAACAUUGGCACAUGUUCCAUCAAUGUCAAGGUCAUUGAUGAGGAACCUCCCAUUCUGACGUGUCGAGACUCCUUCAACUAUCAGCUCCAGGAUGAGUUCGACUCACAGACGUAUGAUGUAACAACCUUUGCUUCGGCCACAGACAACAUGGGCAGGAGCAGCUUGCAGUUUUCCUUCACUCAGUUGUCCCUGGACAAGAACAGCAUCGGCACAAUUCACACCAUCACCGUGACGGCAAGAGAUGAUGCAAACAAUGAAGACACUUGCAUCAUACAGGUCACAGUGACAGGUCCUGUUUGUGUACCAUGGACUGUGAACAUCGAGAAUGGGCAGAAAUCUUGUCUGAACACUGGUGUCGGCAGCCAGUGCACUAUCACCUGCAACUCUGGCUACACGCUUUUCGAGACAAAUGAUGCUGUAUCAACGACGAUCCAGUGUAGCUUCACAACAGGCUGGCCGACUUUGCCCAAAUGUGUCCGCAAGACGAGAACCCCAUACCGCUAUGCCCCGAGCUUCCGCUAUGUGACUGCGACUGUCAUCACCACUGAGUGUGAAAGUUCUUAUCAGAAUGACUUGUCUAACAAGAUUGCAGCUCUCCUGCCAUCCCUCAGUGCCCUGUGUCAGGGCCAGGUGCCCUCUGUGACAGUAUCACUCCCGACCAACUACUCCCCAGUCACCAUCUCCUCCUUCUCUGGUGUGGUAACAGGAACGUUUAACCUGGAGUUUCUUCCCCAUGGGUACUCAGCAAGUCAAUACUCACAGUGUGUCAACACCAUCAAGACCAUCUUCUCUACUAGCAACAACAUCAUCAGCAGCGUGCUGCAGCUUGCACAGGUGGGCAGCUGUGCUGCGUCGUCACGAGGGACGUACAAUGGGGCCGCAGCAGAGGGCAUUGGUUGUUAUGGCGUGGAAGAAAUCCGGAGUUCCGUUAUAGAAUCUGGAAACAUCUGUGUGGCCUGUCCCCCUGGCUUUGUAAUCAGUGGCAGUCAGUGCAGUCAGUGCGGACCUCACUCUUACAGGGAGAUGGCAUCAGUGAAUUGUCUGCCCUGUCCUCCAGCCUCCCUCAACUUCGGUUCAGGACUCAUCAGCCUGGCUGAAUGCUAUCGUGUGUGUCCAACGGGGACGGUCUCUCCAUCUGGAGAGGCACCAUGCAACCAGUGCCCCGUGAACACCUACAGCAUCAACACCACCUACUGCCAGCCAUGCCCCACCGGACAGGUCACACGUGGGUCGGGUCACUCCUCCAACACUGCUUGCAAAAAUCGGUGCCAGCCGGGCACAUACUCCAGCACUGGACUUGCACCGUGUCUCAGCUGCCCCAAAGCCUUCUAUCAGCCCUCAGCGGGGGCAACAACAUGUCUAGAGUGUUCCUCCAUCACAACCACGUCAUCAGUUGGGGCUACAUCGUCGGCACAGUGCAUCACGGCCAUCAGUUCCGUGUGUCCCAGUAACAAAUGCCUCAACGGGGGAACCUGUAGAGUUGUCAACCAUGACUACUUCUGUGACUGUCCACCCGAUUUCACAGGGUCUGCGUGUGUGACGGAACUUAAAGCGUGUGACUCCAGUCCCUGCUACAACAACGGCUUCUGCAUCAACCAGGGAGCCCUUGCCUACACCUGCCACUGUCCAUCAAGUGUGGGAAGCUCAACUAGUCGGUACUCAGGACUCCGAUGUGAGAUUGACAGAAACGAUUGUGCGUUCAACCCCUGCCGCAACAACGGAUCCUGUCAUGACAAGGUCGGGGCGUACACGUGUCUGUGUCCUUCCUUCAGUGAAUACACUGGCAGCAGCUGUUCAGUUCCCCGCCAGCCUUGCACAGACAACCCAUGCCCAGCCAAUGCCCUGUGUACUGCUGCUGGCAACCUGCGACGCAAGUGUGUGUGCAGUCCCGGGUUAACGGGACCAGAUUGUACACAAGAUAUUGAUGAAUGCCUGUCUAAUCCCUGUCUGAGUGGAGGCACGUGCCGCAACGGCAACAACAGCUUCUCCUGCGUGUGCCAGCGGCUACGGUGGCAGGGUGUGCGAAGUCAGGAACAACCUGUGUUUCCCCAACUCCUGUGGCAGCCAGGGCACCUGCAUCGACGACUACAUCUGAAUAACUUGUGUGUGGCGAAGAACCCGUGCUCAAGCUUGCCUUGUAUGAAUGGCGCCACAUGUCAGGCGAGUGGGUCCACCUUCAGCUGCAGUUGUCUGCCAGGCUAUGAGGGCUUCCACUGUCAGCACGAGACAGACGAGUGUGCGUCACAGCCAUGUAAGAACGGCGCCACCUGUGUUGACAGGUACCUGGAUUACACCUGUAUCUGUGAGCCUGGAAAGGCCGACACUGGAGAGUCUAAUUCUACCUACGGCAAAAACUGUGAAGAUUUACUCAAUGACUGCACCCCAUUUCCUUGUGACACUGUGGGGACCAUUCGUUGCAACGAUUUGUUCAAGGACUACCAGUGCACUUGCAGAGAUGGAUACUUUGGCAAGAACUGCUCCGAAACGCUAAUUAAGGGAGAUACCGAUUGUGAGAGUUUCCCAUGUCGCCAUGGCGGCACCUGCACCGACAUUGGCACCAACGCCUACUCCUGCAGCUGUCCCAACGGCUUCACCGGCACGAACUGUGAGACCAGGAUCGACUACUGUGCCAGCAAUUCGUGCAUCAAUGGGGGCACCUGCAUCAACUCAGACACGACUUUCAUUUGCAUCUGCCCGCCUGGCUUCCUUGGGUUGACCUGCAGCGGUGUGUAUGACAUCUGCUCCAUCUCCAGGCCAUGUCUCGGCCCUGGCAGCAGCUGUAACAACAACGGCAACACUGCGACCUGUCAGUGUAGUACAGGUUACGAUGGCGACAACUGUGAGCAGAGGACGUCUCAGUGCAUUGCAAGCUCUUGUGAGAAUGGAGGGACGUGUAACGACAACCUUGGAGCUGCCCGGUGUACUUGUCCUGCAGGUACAAGUGGUGACCGGUGUCAGACCAACACUGAUGACUGUGACAGCGGCCCAUGCCCUGCAGGAUCUGUGUGUGUGGAUGGCAUCAAUGCCUAUACUUGUCAAUGUCAGCCAAACAGGAUCGGGGGCGACCUGCCAGAAAGCUGUGUCAUCAGAUUUUGAUGUUGCGUUCCCCGGGCCAAGCACGUACCUUGUUGACGCCCUGUCAACACCCCAGAGACUUGGGUCUCAGUCUCUCUCGCUGUCUGUGUGGGU